Hemiscyllium ocellatum (epaulette shark) is the source of this 843-nucleotide messenger RNA. RefSeq names its product NK2 homeobox 2b (gene nkx2.2b). The transcript is spliced from 2 exons. The coding region runs from base 1 to 843 and encodes 280 amino acids. Lineage: Eukaryota; Metazoa; Chordata; Chondrichthyes; Orectolobiformes; Hemiscylliidae. Gene Ontology annotation, molecular function: DNA-binding transcription factor activity, RNA polymerase II-specific; RNA polymerase II cis-regulatory region sequence-specific DNA binding. Gene Ontology annotation, cellular component: nucleus. The record is from RefSeq and is a predicted model, not a curated record. Gene Ontology annotation, biological process: cell differentiation; regulation of transcription by RNA polymerase II.
AUGUCGCUGACCAACACAAAGACUGGCUUUUCCGUCAGGGACAUUUUGGACUUACCUGACACCAACGAUGAGGACGGAUCGACAGCCGAGGCGGCGGAGGAGGACAGAGAGGCGGCGGGGACAGCCAAAACUUCGGGGUUCGCUCGCCAAAGUCCCCUGGAAACCGUACAGAGGCUGCCACUGAAGAACCCGUUUUAUGACAGCACCGAUAAUCCGUACACCCGGUGGUUGGCAACAACCGAGAAUCUCCAGUAUUCGCUCCACGGGAUUUCUCCCGCCGCAUCCCAGCAACAGAACUCCGCCAGUAAAUCCUCGGAGCCUUCGGCGGAUGAGUCGCCAGACAAUGCGACCGAGACUUCCAGCAAUGGCAGCGAGUCCGGCAAGAAGCGGAAACGCCGAGUUCUGUUCUCCAAAGCGCAGACUUACGAACUGGAGAGGCGCUUCAGGCAGCAGCGGUACUUGUCCGCCCCCGAGAGGGAGCACCUCGCUAGCCUCAUCCGCCUGACUCCCACCCAGGUGAAGAUCUGGUUCCAGAACCACAGGUACAAGAUGAAGAGGGCCCGGGCCGAGAAAGGUAUGGACCUCAACCCCCUGCCCUCGCCCAGGAGGGUGGCGGUCCCUGUCCUGGUCAGAGACGGGAAGCCCUGUCACGCCAGCAUGGUGACCAAUGCUCUCAAAACACAGGACUUGGCGGCCGCCACUUUCCAGACGAGCAUCGCCUUCCCAGCCUACACCACACAGUCACUCCAACACGUCCAGUACAACUCCCAUUUCAGCUCCGCCAGUAACCCCCAGUAUCACACACACCCGCUGGUGCAGAGUCAACAAUGGACUUGGGGAUGA